Messenger RNA from Solanum dulcamara, 681 nucleotides. RefSeq lists its product as uncharacterized. Lineage: Eukaryota; Viridiplantae; Streptophyta; Magnoliopsida; Solanales; Solanaceae. Bases 171 to 455 code for a protein of 94 amino acids. The record is from RefSeq and is a predicted model, not a curated record. The transcript is spliced from 3 exons.
UUCCAAAAAUUGUGAACUUCCUUAACUAUAUGUAUUUUCUUCUCCCUCUUUCACUUCAUGUUUGUUCCGUGAUUCAUUUCCUCUCUAUUAUUUUAUAUAGUCAAUCUCUUGAUCCUUAGCACAAAAUAUAAAAUUCCUUUAAUUAAUUCAUUCUUGGUAGUCUCUUUGCCAUGGAGAUCAUGAAGGCUAGUUUCAUUUGCAUUUUCUUGAUUUUCCUCCUCAUUGCUCCUUGUUCUUCUUCUUCAGGGAAAAUGGAUUUGUUAAAGAUGGAUUCACAAAUUUAUGAAAUUGAUUAUAGAGGUCCAGAAACUCAUACUUACAUUCCUCCACCAAAAGGAUCAAGGGGAAAACAUAACUUUCAUCAUCAAAGCAUGUUAAAACAUCAUCGCAAAUUCAAGGGAUUAGUGAAAGCUAGCAAACCUGGAGAAAUUAGUGGGAAGAAAAUUCAUGGAUGAAUGUAUAAGAAAAUUGAUGUGUUUGGUGGAGUUUGUUUUUGGAAAUUUUGAUGAACAAUCAAGAAGUGUGUGUUUCUGUAGUUUGGAGAUACAUAUUAAAUGCAUUAGAAUAUAAUGUGGUUUUUAUUUCUUUCAUUUAUAAUAUAUCUCCCAAAAUUUGUAUAAAUGAGGCUUGUAAGACUUGGAUUAUUGCUAUUGUAUCCAUUAUAAUUAUUUUGCUCUAUUU